Molecule: messenger RNA, 531 nt
Organism: Solanum pennellii
Lineage: Eukaryota; Viridiplantae; Streptophyta; Magnoliopsida; Solanales; Solanaceae
Exons: 3
Coding region: 1-531 (176 amino acids)
Source: RefSeq, a predicted model, not a curated record
AUGACGGUGACUUCUAGUGAGAAUUCAGAGUUAGCUUCGUAUGGAUUGAGGGAGGUUGCUCAAGUGUGGUAUGUUCCAUCCUUGGAUGCAAACCCAAGGGAUGAGAUGAGCAGGAUUAUGGUGUAUGCUCAAUCCAUUGAGGAGUCCAAACAUAGAAGGAUCACAAAGAAUUUGAAGAGUGGUAUAGUGGAGGAGCAAAACCAACCUAGGAUCAAGAAGAGGGCUCCAAUUCAAGCUGCAUCUAGUGCUCCAAAUAUUAAUAUUGAAAGUGGUAGUGGUUCCCAAGUGGUUAAGCCUACUUGUGCUAGGUGUGGGAAGAAGCACUUUGGGAAAGGUUUAGCCGGUACAGGUGGUUGGUUUGGUUGUGUUAAGGAUGGUCAUAAGGUGAUGGAUUGUCCUACUAUUGCAGCUAUAGGAAAAGAGGCCAAAGAAGUUCCUCCUAGUGCUCGGGAUGAUGGUGCUGCAAAGAUUAAUCACUUUUAUUUUGUCCAAGCUAAGACCAAAUCGGGUGAAGAUUCUGAUAAGUUAUAA